AUGAUCGGCAAAAUUACUUUUUCGAAAAGAUUCGGGUUCCUCGAUGCUGGCAAGGACCCUGAAGGAAUCAUGGAGGUACUUGACUCUGCUGCCCAGUUUUCAAGUGCGAUUGGUGUUUACGCAUUUGUUUUCCCUUACCUUAUGAGCCUGGUACACUACCUCUCAUGGAGCAAGGAAGUCAAAGGACCUGCGGUCAUUGGUAAGUAUGCUGCGGACCAAGUGGAAGCAAGGCGCAGUGAAGACAUUUCACAUGACGGACCGCAAGACUUUAUUACAAAGCUACUCCAGGCGCAAAGAGGGCGACCGGAAGCAGUGACUGACGAUGCCAUUCGACUCUCAAGUGGCGCCAAUAUCGCAGCGGGAUCAGACACUACUUCAAUCACAAUGAGCGCCAUCAUCUACAAUCUAUGCAAGCACCCAAAAGUCUUGGAGAAUCUUCGAACAGAGCUCAAGGACAACGAAGCUACUGGGUCUAUAUCAAGUCCUAUUACUUUCCGAGAAGCCCAGGGGCUGCCUUAUUUACAGGCUGUUAUCAAGGAGAGCCUCCGGCUUCACCCAGCUACUGGGUUCACAAUGCCCAGAUCUGUUCCUCCGGGUGGGAAGCAAUUGGCCGGUAGUUAUUUUCCUGAAGGAACAAUUGUCGGUAUCAACUCCUGGGUCGCCCAUCAUAAUGAAGAUAUAUUCGGUCACGAUGCGAUGAAUUUCCGACCAGAGCGAUGGCUAGACUCUAAACAAACCAGCCGCAUGGAGGGAUAUUUCUUCAGUUUUGGCCAGGGCUCGCGCACGUGCAUUGGUAAGAACAUCAGCUUACUGGAAAUCUCCAAAGCGGUUCCGCGGCUUGUCCAGAACUUCGACUUCGAGUUGGAAAACGGUGACAGUUGGCAUUGCGUUAAUCAUUGGUUUGUGAAGCCUACAAACUUUCGAUGUAUCGUGAAAGAGAGGGGGAGGGGUGCUUGA
Messenger RNA from Fusarium keratoplasticum, 957 nucleotides. RefSeq lists its product as uncharacterized. The coding region runs from base 1 to 957 and encodes 318 amino acids. Gene Ontology annotation, molecular function: oxidoreductase activity, acting on paired donors, with incorporation or reduction of molecular oxygen; iron ion binding; monooxygenase activity. The record is from RefSeq and is a predicted model, not a curated record. The transcript is spliced from 4 exons. Lineage: Eukaryota; Fungi; Ascomycota; Sordariomycetes; Hypocreales; Nectriaceae.